AUGUCUCUAAGCAGGGGAGAUGCCUCCCCAAUUUUUAAAUCAAAAUUACACAAAGAAAUUUGUCCGAAAUAUAAUGCGCAAUUAAUAAAUUUAUUUAGCAUGAUGUGUACAAAUAUAGCAAAUGGAACAAAUACAACAUUGAGAGAUGCUUGUAUUGGAUGUUUUCAAAGUGCAACUACCACAACCUCCCAACCAUCAAUAGCUUCUAUAAUAGCAUGUGCGAAUAUAUAUGCAUCUAAUACGAAUUAUUCGUCGUGUUUUAACAUUUUACCUCCAACCACUGUUGUUUUCACUCCAGGAAUAGAUCCGAGAAUAAAAAGAUCCCCCAUACAAUGCAACACAGAAUAUUGUCAAUUUGCGAGGUGCAUAAGAAGUGUUAAUGCUAACAUAUUGAUUUCAAGAUGUUACAACGAAUCAAGAUUAAUUAAUCCAGCGGUUUCAGCAGUGCAACAAGUUAAUCUUUAUAAGAAUAUUACAGCUUGUAUUUUAGCGAGAGCGAGAUGUUCUUCGGUAAAUCCGAUAACUGGGCAACCACAGAAUGGAAGAUAUCAAACGAUUACGAGUACGGACCACUUCGGGAAGACCACUCAAAGAACGACGACUUAUUACUAUUCUUUACAAAUCUCAUUAUCCGGUGAAUUACGAAUUGUCGCCCUACCAAACGCUGUGGCUUCACAAAAUGGAUUUUGUGCCACUCAGUCUAGUUUACAGGAAGCUAAUUGGAUGACUUUUACUUGCUAAAUUAUUUAUGUAUUAAUGUACAUUUAAAUAUAUUAUUUAAAAUAAAAUAAACUACAUA
Onthophagus taurus is the source of this 799-nucleotide messenger RNA. The record is from RefSeq and is a predicted model, not a curated record. NCBI's taxonomy places the organism in Eukaryota, Metazoa, Arthropoda, Insecta, Coleoptera, Scarabaeidae.